AUCCACGCGCUGAAAAAGCUAGAGACCUGUCCAUACAACAUACCCCUCUGUUCUCCAUGGCUGGUGUUCAGGAGCCACUAUCCGCCCUCCCUGAAAAAUGGGCUUCUCCAUCACCAUCUGCGAAGUCGAUUUCCCCCCUCGUCGAGCGCAGACUUCUUCCCGCUGGGCCAGCUUACCUCGCACAUGUCCGACGAGCGGUCUUAAACCUUUCAUUUGAAGAGCACGACAAGCACCAGGAAGAGGAGCAAAGACGGCUCGAUGCGCUCAAUGGAAAUGGUUUGAAUGGAGAAGACGACAUGGGCGUAGGCGAAGAGGAAGAGCCAGAGGAGCUACUAUUACAGGAUCCUAAAGAGUGGAAGAAACAAGAUCAUUACCAAGUCCUGGGCCUUUCGCAUCUGCGACACAAAGCUACUCCUGCACAAAUUAAAAUCGCUCAUCGUAAAAAGGUGCUCAAGCACCAUCCAGACAAAAAGGCCGGAGCUUCUCACACGACGAACGACGACGCGUUCUUCAAGUGUAUACAAAAAGCCAACGAGGUCCUCACGAACCCUGAGCGUCGGCGCCAAUUUGACUCCGUCGACCCAAAUUUUGUCGCCAUCGAAGACGACGUCCCCACCGCUUCGCAAUUCAAAAACAGAGAAAAAGACACUCAAUACUUCUUUGACGAAUUUACACCCGUGUUCGAGAGGGAAGCCCGGUUUAGCAAGAAGACGCCGGUGCCGAUGCUUGGUCAGUACGAUGACCCGAAGGAGAAGGUUGAGGGAUUCUAUGACUUCUGGUAUAACUUUGAUAGUUGGAGAUCGUUCGAGUAUCUGGAUAAGGAAGUUAACGAGGGAAGCGACAACCGCGACGACAAGCGCUAUACAGAGAAGAAGAACAAGUCCGAGCGAGCGCGACGCAAGAAAGAGGAUACCGCACGUCUACGGGGUAUCGUGGAUCUCACGCUAGGCCUUGACCCGCGCAUCAAGAGGAUCAAGCAGGAAGAGAAGGAGGCACGUGAGGCAAAGAAGAAAAACAAGAAUGGUUUGACUCCUGCCAACCAGAAGGCGAAGGCCGAGGAGGAAAAACGCAAGGCUGAGGAGGAGGCUAAGAAGAAGGAGGAAGAAGAAACGAUCGCUCGUGCAGAAGCCAAGAAGGCAAAGGCAGCUGCUGCAAAUGCUGCCAAGAAGGCAAGGCGGCAACAACGAGCUGCGGAAGGAGAGGGCGCCAAUGGGCCUUAAUUCCAAAAUUCCAAAAGUAUAAAGUGCCUCUCAUCAACGUCGUGGCAUAUAUUGGCGGCGAACUAAGAGCAAUGUGUCCAUUUUACUCAUCAAUUUCUAUAUUAUCGCGAUGCCGUCCUCGUCCAUACGUACUGUUACGCAGGACUACGAACUUACAUUUGGCCUGUCUUUGUUACACUUGGAUCACUAGUACCAUAUUAGAAUAUAUGCGCAGUAACGGACCGAUGCAGACUUCCGAGUUGCUCCAAGCUUUUGAUUCCUAUACGUAUCCAGUGACCAGGAAGCAAAGUUU
This is a messenger RNA of Serpula lacrymans var. lacrymans S7.9, 1512 nucleotides long. RefSeq lists its product as uncharacterized. Gene Ontology annotation, cellular component: cytosol. The record is from RefSeq and is a predicted model, not a curated record. The transcript is spliced from 6 exons. Gene Ontology annotation, molecular function: ribosome binding; Hsp70 protein binding. Lineage: Eukaryota; Fungi; Basidiomycota; Agaricomycetes; Boletales; Serpulaceae. The coding region runs from base 57 to 1220 and encodes 387 amino acids. Gene Ontology annotation, biological process: 'de novo' cotranslational protein folding; regulation of translational fidelity.